Molecule: messenger RNA, 2931 nt
Organism: Aspergillus fumigatus Af293
Lineage: Eukaryota; Fungi; Ascomycota; Eurotiomycetes; Eurotiales; Aspergillaceae
Gene: bro1
Product: putative signal transduction protein BroA
Exons: 4
Coding region: 1-2931 (976 amino acids)
Biological process (GO): protein transport to vacuole involved in ubiquitin-dependent protein catabolic process via the multivesicular body sorting pathway
Cellular component (GO): endosome
Molecular function (GO): protein binding
Source: RefSeq, a predicted model, not a curated record
AUGGUUCAGUCUCCGAUGCUGUCAUGUCCAUUAAAGCAGACCAACGAGAUUGACUGGAUUCGGCCUCUGAAGGAUUAUAUUAGACAGAGUUACGGGGAAGACCCGGAACGGUACAAUCAAGAAUGCGCGACGCUCAACCGUCUACGACAGGAUAUGAGGGGUGCUGGAAAGGACAGCGCGACGGGCCGCGAUCUACUAUACCGGUAUUAUGGGCAGCUUGAGCUUUUGGAUUUGAGAUUUCCUGUCGAUGAGAAUCACAUCAAAAUCUCCUUUACAUGGUAUGACGCCUUUACCCACAAACCGACUUCUCAGUACUCGUUGGCCUAUGAAAAGGCGUCGAUUAUUUUCAAUAUCUCUGCCGUCCUCUCAUGUCAUGCAGCCAACCAGAACCGCGCAGAAGAGAGCGGGUUGAAAACCGCAUACCAUUCCUUCCAGGCAUCAGCAGGGAUGUUCACCUACAUCAACGAGAACUUCCUACACGCCCCUUCGACCGACCUUAACAGGGAGACGGUCAAGACAUUGAUCAACAUUACACUUGCCCAGGCGCAGGAGGUCUUCCUCGAGAAACAAGUAACGGACCAAAAGAAAGCUGGAUUUCUCGCCAAGUUGGCCAGUCAGGCGGCUUAUCUUUACUCGCAGGCCGCUGAAGGAAUUCAGGAGUAUGCCAAGGGUGUCUUUGACAAGUCCUGGACCAUCGUUGUGCAAGCAAAAGCGGCUCACAUGGCGUCGGUAGCUUCGUAUUAUCAAGCUCUGGCGGACAGUGAGAGCAACUCGCACGGCGUUGCUAUCGCUAGGCUGCAGUUGGCUGACAAAAACUCAACUGCAGCAAUGGGAUGGGCCAAUCUCGUUGACACCAUCAAAUACCAUCAGGCAAAUGUGCAGGUCAAACUGGCCACUUUUGUAAAGGACAACGACUUCAUUUACCAUCAGCCCGUUCCCAACGAAGCUGGCCUGUCCGCUGUUGCCAAGCUGCCAGCAGCCAAAGCCAUCCCCGUGAGUGAACUUUACCAGGGACAAGACAUUCAACGUAUUAUCGGACCAGAUAUAUUCCAGAAGCUCGUUCCCAUGUCAGUGACGGAGACAGCUAGUCUCUAUGACGAAGAAAAGGCCAAGUUGAUACGUGCAGAAACAGAAAAGGUCGAGACAGCAGACAGCGAAAUGGCUGCCAGCCUGGACUACUUAAAGCUCCCGGGAAGCCUCAAUAUCCUCAAAGGGGGCAUGGACCAAGAAAUGACGGUCGACGACGAGUUCCGACAAUGGUGUCAGGAACUAGCGGGCCAUCAAUCGUUCGCUAAGGCGUUUGACACCCUUCAGGACCGAAAAGGCGAGAUACUCUCACAAUUAGACCGAUGCUCAAAACAGCUUGACCUGGAGGAGAGCGUAUGCGAGAAAAUGCGAUCAAAGUACGGAGCCGACUGGAGUCAGCAGCCCAGUGCCAGACUCAAUUCUACACUGCGCAGUGACAUUCGGACGUAUCGGGACACCAUCAACGAGGCCAGUGCCAGCGACUCGCAGCUUCUAGCCACUUUCAGACAGUACGAGACGGAUUUCGACGAAAUGCGCUCUGCUGGCGAAACAAACGAGGCCGAUGUGUUGUUUCAGCGCGCAAUGAUCAAAGCCGGAUCCAAGCACGGAAAGGGCAGGAAUGGAGUCGGCAGUCCCUAUGCAUCGACUCAGGAGGGAAGCCUGCUAGAUGAUGUCUACGAUGAGGGAAGCCUUUCGGUGGCAGAACAAAUCGCCAGGGUGGAAUCCAUUCUGAAGAAGCUGAAUCUAGUGAAGCGGGAACGGUCUCAGGUGUUGAAAGACUUGAAAGAAAAGGUUCAUAAUGACGAUAUUUCCAACGUCUUGAUCUUGAACAAAAAGUCAAUUGCUGGACAAGAGAGUCAGCUCUUUGAGACCGAGUUGGAGAAAUUUCGUCCUCAUCAGAACCGGCUGCUCCAAGCAAACCACAAACAGGCCGCACUAAUGAAGGAACUCACCAAGGUCUACGGGGACUUGCUUCAGGAUAAGCGAGUACGGUCUGAACAAUCGAAAUAUGAAGCCAUCACCCGCCAACGGAACACCGUGAUGGCCCGGUACAAGAAGAUAUACGAUGCCUUCAAUGGUCUGCUCUCCGGGAUCGCGCAAGCGCAGACCUUUUACACGGAAAUGGUUGAGACAGUAGAGAGCCUAAAGAAGAAUGUUGAAACCUUUAUCAACAACCGACGGUCCGAAGGAGCGCAACUCCUCGGGCAGAUCGAGCGGGAAAAGGCAGGCACUGCAACGGACCAAGAGGACCGGGAACGAGAGAAGCUGCGGCAGCUCAUGGAACGCCUGUCCACCGAGCCAAAACCUACCUCUACUCCCUUACCAUCGACGGCCCCUUCCAAGGCAAAAUCCCCUCCACCACCCGUCAAGGCACCCGGGUACCCGGGUCCAGGCAUUGCCUCUCCUCAAAUGUCACCACACUUUGCGCCUGGUGUUGCUGGCCAACAGCAUGGCAUCCCUCUCUCCCAUUCCCCCGCACCUUAUGGUCAAUAUGUCGCUCCGCCAAGCGGCGUCUCUUACAUGCAGGGGCAGCCGUUCCAACAGGGCGCUGCGGCACCGUUGUCAGAGGGCUACAACCCAAUGGCAUAUCCGGCGCCUACUUCAAUCUCUCCUCCCCCUAGUCAGCAAUACUAUUCGUCCACGCCCGCUCCCUACAGCGGAUACUCGAAUCCGGCACCGCCAAACGCUCCGUCACAGUUCAUGCCACAGGGUUACGUGCCCCCUCCACCACCGCCACGGCCGCAGCAACCAUCCUACCCACCCUCUACAGGCCCAUACCCGUCCGGUCCUGGGGGAUACGCACAAAGCAGGCCGUACGGAACGAGCCAGCACCACAAGACGCCCUCACAGUCUCAGUCAUCCUCCUCAACUGACCCAUGGGCGGGCCUCAACGCGUGGAAAUGA